Molecule: messenger RNA, 930 nt
Organism: Lonchura striata (white-rumped munia)
Lineage: Eukaryota; Metazoa; Chordata; Aves; Passeriformes; Estrildidae
Source: RefSeq, a predicted model, not a curated record
ACAUUUGGAUCUUCAAAUUUUCCACUGUGUACUUUUUUUCCUGGAGAAAACCUUGGACUAGAGAUAAGACCAACACCAAGAACAUAUUUCUAGCAGCUCCCAAGUCAAGUCAACCAGUCUGGGUUUGAGGUUGAAUCAAGACCAUGAAGUGCCUGCUACUUCUCGCCUUUAUUGGGGUGGCUGUUGCCUUCCCCACCUUUGCUGAAGAUGACGAUGACAAGAUUGUGGGAGGCUACACCUGUGGAAAGAACUCUGUGCCCUAUCAAGUGUCCCUGAAUUCUGGAUAUCACUUCUGUGGAGGUUCCCUCAUCAGCAGCCAGUGGGUCGUGUCAGCUGCUCACUGCUACAAAUAUCGCAUCCAAGUGCAGCUCGGGAAACACAACCUGGAGGCCACCGAAUCCACGCAGCAGCUGAUCAACUCUGCUAAAGUCAUCCGCCACUCUGGCUACAGCCCCUACACCCUGGACAACGACAUCAUGCUCAUCAAGCUGGCCACCCCAGCCACGCUCAACAAAGCUGUCCAAACCAUUCCUCUGCCUACCAGCUGCGUGGCCACCGGCACCACCUGCCUGAUCUCCGGCUGGGGCAACACCCUCAGCAGUGGCUGUGAGUACUCUGGGGGAACGUACAGACCCUUGGGGCCCAGGUGCUCUGAUGCCUACCCUGGGCAAAUUACCGACAACAUGAUGUGUGUAGGAUUCCUGGAGGGAGGAAAAGACUCCUGCCAGGGAGAUUCCGGCGGUCCUGUGGUCUGCAACGGAGAGCUCCAGGGCAUUGUCUCCUGGGGUUUAGGAUGUGCCCAGGAGGGCUACCCCGGAGUUUACACCAAGGUUUGCAACUACGUCUCCUGGAUCCAGUCCACCAUUGCCUCCCACUGAGAUGCUUGUUUAGUUUGAUGUGUAUUUUCUCAUCAUCAUUUCUGUUCUUUUG